Molecule: messenger RNA, 1257 nt
Organism: Plasmodium gaboni
Lineage: Eukaryota; Apicomplexa; Aconoidasida; Haemosporida; Plasmodiidae
Exons: 1
Coding region: 1-1257 (418 amino acids)
Source: RefSeq, a predicted model, not a curated record
AUGAAAAGUAGAAACAAUAUUCAUCAUAAAAAGAAAAACAAAGUUAAUAAUAGCAUCGAAGAAUAUAAGGACGUAAUACCAGAUAUUGAAAUUCAAAUUGAAAACUUAUUAAAGAAGUUUCAUAUCAUAAAAUAUGAUUAUAAAAUUACUCAUUUUUUAAUUGAUAUAAUACAAAAUGAAUCACUUAAAAUAUUAAAGAAUGCCAAACAUAUAAAGAAGAAUAUAUAUUUUAAUAAUCAUAAUAUAAAUGAUGAUAAUAUAAAUGAUGAUCAUACAAAUAAUAUUGAUAAUAAUAAUGAUAAUAUUAAUAAUGUGAAAGAAAAUGAGGAUAUAAAAGAUGACACAUUAUAUGAAGAAAAAUAUAUACAAGAAGAGGAAGAAAAAAUUGAUGAUAUAAAUAAUAAUAUAGAUAUGCAAAAUAUAAAUGAAAAAAAUUCACCUAAUGAAUCUAAUUCACAAAUAUUAAAUGAAUUAUUUGACAAUUUUAAUGAGGAUAGUGUUAUAGAAAAAAGCUCACAUAUUGAUAUAGUUGUUAAUAAUACAGAGAAAGAAAAAGUUAACAUUAAUGAUGAUGAUAUAAUUGAAGAUAAACAAAUUGAUGAUGAUGUAAUUGAAGAUAAACCAAUUGAUGAUGAUAUAAUUGGAGAUAAACCAAUUGAUGAUGAUAUAAUUGGAGAUAAACCAAUUGAUGAUGAUAUAAUUGGAGAUAAACAAAUUGAUGAUGAUAUAAUUGGAGAUCAACCAAUUGAUGAUGAUAUUUCAAAUAAACUGGAAUUGUCAUUAUCAGAUAUUUUUAAUACUGUCGAAUGUACCAGUAAUAAUAUCCAAGAACAAGAAAAUAAAGACCAAUUAAAUAAUAAAGAUAUACUACCCAAUAAUAAAAAUGAUAUUAAAGAAAAUAAUCAUAUUGUUAUAGAUAAUUCUAUAAACUAUAAUAUCAAUAAUAAAAAAAAUUUACAAAAUAUUGUUAAUAAUAAAAAUAAAAUACAUAAUGAUGUAUUAAUAAUUGAUGAAGAAAGUGUAAAUCUAGCCAUUAAAGAAUAUAUCAUCAAAACCAUUUAUAGAAAAAAAAAUGUAGAUUUCUUAUAUGAAAAAUUGGAAUGUCAACAAAAAGAUAAUCUUAUGAUUAAUAGAAAUAUAAAAUAUCCAUCCGGCCUUCCUCCAUAUUUACCAGAUGAUUGUUCUGUUAAUACCAUACUACCAUCAUGGGAUAUAAAAUAUAACUUCAAUUCUUCAAAAAGAAAGAUUAAAAAAUAA